AUGGACAGCAUCCAAGAAGAAUCUACAGAGCCAGACGAGGACCCCUGGCAACCAUGUUUGUAUACGCCUUUGGCAGCUGUUGAGAAGAUCCAAGACAACUGCACCAUUCAAAGGGGUCAGUCUGAAGCAAUUUCCGAGUAUAUUCUGAAGAUCCGAGAGGCCGUAAAGUUGCAGGGCCAAAGGCUGGAAGAGGAGCGAAUGCAAAACCAGCAACCAGAGGAAUGUGGGCGCGAAAGUGAGAAAAUGGACUUUCACAUCAAAGUUAGCAGCAAAAGGAUGCCGAUGUCGCUGCUCAAGAGAGCGAGGGAACGCGGAAGGAACAUGGUAUCUGACAUCAAUUCCCGAAGCAAUAGGGAGUCAAGUGUUAUUCCUGAGCGAACAGCGGGCAAUUCCGCACAUGCCGAAGUGACGCCCAAGGGACAGAAGCACACGGCGCUCCCCCGAGUCUCGGAAGCGAAAAAGGAUGUCUCUAUCCUCAAAUCUCAGCAAAGGAGGAUAUCAGUUGUCUUCUCUCGGAUGCGGACAAAGUCGCCUGAACAAGGCCAGGAAAAGCCGAAGAUCAAGAGCAAGAAUUGUAAAUCAACUUACAGUGUUGCGGCAGGGGAAUCCCCAGGAAUGAAGCAUGCCGCAUCCUUUGAGAAAUCGUAUGCCGACGAUGACGAUGGUGACGACGACAAGAGUGACGAUGGCAGCGAGGCUGUGGGCCUCCUCUCAGAUAGAGGGUCAGCCUCGUUUCGGUCGGACAGCUUUGAUGCGAACCAUUUCUAUACGCCAAUGGUUCCCUCUGGAUUGCGGCGCGAUUAUGAAUAUCGCCUUCAUAGAUCCCGGUUCAGGCGUUCCAUUACUUUUUCGAGAGAGGUGGCGGUGAAAAGUGUCCGGAAAGCCAGAAAUAAUGUCGGCAAUGCUCUGAGCGCACGAGCGAAGAUGAGUGGAUGGUCAAGACUUGAGCAUUGA
Cladophialophora bantiana CBS 173.52 is the source of this 954-nucleotide messenger RNA. RefSeq lists its product as uncharacterized. Lineage: Eukaryota; Fungi; Ascomycota; Eurotiomycetes; Chaetothyriales; Herpotrichiellaceae. The record is from RefSeq and is a predicted model, not a curated record. The transcript has a single exon. Bases 1 to 954 code for a protein of 317 amino acids.